UUCAAGCUUGACGCAACUCACAACCAACCAUCAGCAAUCAUGAAGUGCAUCGCAGCUGUAGUCAUGAUGGCCUGUGCCGUCGCUGCCAACGCCCAUUAUGUCCCAUCUGUUUACGCCCACCAGGUGGCCCCAGUGCUGACUUAUGCAGCCCAUCAUCAUGGACCAACCGUUGUCCAGUCCAACGAUUAUCACCAUGGAUGGGCCGCCCAUCAUCAGGCACCGGUUGUGGCUUACAGCAACGGUCAUUGGGAUCAGUGGGCUCAUCAUGAUGUCCACCAUCAUCAGGUCCCAGCUGCUGUUGCCAUCGCUGCUCCAGUUGCCUACAACACCUGGGAUCAUCACAACCAUCAUGCUUAUGCUCAUGGUCAUGCCGUGGCCGUUGCUCCUGUCCAUCACUCGGCCAGCUACGUUGCCGCCAACCGAGGAGCUGUCCACAAGGCCCCACUUCCGGGACACAUCGUCAACCAGAAGUCCCUGAACUUGGCUCCGGCUCCAGGAACUCUGUAAAUUUUCUGUUUUAAGAAAUCAAAGCAAAUGUACAUAAUGUGAUGAUCGGCAAUGAAUAGACAAAUAAUA
Molecule: messenger RNA, 576 nt
Organism: Uranotaenia lowii
Lineage: Eukaryota; Metazoa; Arthropoda; Insecta; Diptera; Culicidae
Product: adult cuticle protein 1-like
Exons: 2
Coding region: 40-507 (155 amino acids)
Source: RefSeq, a predicted model, not a curated record